AUGAGUGCACACGGAACAUCGUGGCAGCCGCUGGACACCCAGGCAGGGGAAGAAGGCAAGGCUGGCGCUGGCUGGCAGAGGGACCCGGAGGGCCUCCCGGCGGAGGUAGACCCCGAGGCCCCGGGCAGCCCCCUGUCGGCCGAGGAGAGACGAUUUCUGGAAACGUUUCCGCUCUGUGAGGAGGAGCUGGAGACGGGCGCCAGGCGGCUCCGGGCGCUGGCUGACCAUGUGGAGCGGACCCACAGGCACCUCGCCGGGACCCACGUGGCCGUGCAGGCCGUGGCCGUGCUCUCGGGAGCACUGAGCCUCCUGGGCCUGCUCCUGGCCCCAGCCACGGCGGCCGGCAGCCUGCUGCUCUCGGCGGCCGGCAGAGGGCUGGGCACCGCCGCGGGCGUGGCCGGCCUGCUGACAGAUCUCUGGGGACACGUUCACGGGCGGGGAGCCCGUGCGCAGGCCAGCAGCCUGGUGCCUGCCCCUGGCUGCGAGGCCCCCGAGGCCCGGGGCUGGGCGACCCCCUGGGUGGUGGCCGCCAGCCAGCUGGUCUCCAACUGCCGCGGUGCCCUGGACGAGCUCAGGAAGAGCGUCCGGGCCCUGCGGGUCGCCAGGGCCCGUCCACGCCUGGUCAGGGCGGCCGGGCGGCUGCAGGCCAGCGGCCAGGCGUCCGCCCGCCGGAGCCAGCGGGCGCGCAGGGCCUUCGAGGACACGCCGCUGGCCAUGAGCCCCCACGGCCGGUGGCUGCAGAGCGUCCUGGCCGGCCUCUCGCUGGGCCUGGACGUGGGCAGCCUCCGGGACGACUGGACGCAGCUGCAGGAGGGCGCGGGGCCGGGGCUGGCGGAAGCGCUGCGGGCCCGGGCCGGGGAGCUGGAGCAGCGGCUGGCGGAGCUCAGCGGGCGCCAGGAGCACUUGCAGGUGAGCCGCAGCGGUGGGCGCUGA
Sorex araneus (European shrew) is the source of this 933-nucleotide messenger RNA. RefSeq names its product apolipoprotein L6-like. NCBI's taxonomy places the organism in Eukaryota, Metazoa, Chordata, Mammalia, Eulipotyphla, Soricidae. The transcript is spliced from 2 exons. Bases 1 to 933 code for a protein of 310 amino acids. Gene Ontology annotation, cellular component: membrane; extracellular region. The record is from RefSeq and is a predicted model, not a curated record. Gene Ontology annotation, biological process: lipid transport; lipoprotein metabolic process. Gene Ontology annotation, molecular function: lipid binding.